AUGGCAGACAGCGAAUGGUAUAGAGGACAAAUUGUGUUCCUUACAGGAGCAACCGGCAAUCUCGGCGGCUGCUUGUUAUACAAGCUAGCUAUCCAGCUUCCAACGGCAAAAAUAUUCGUGCUAGCGCGAGGGUCCGUCCAAAGGGCAAUUGAAGCAUGGGAACAGUCAAUGCCAGAGCAAGUGGAAGAAAUUAUCGCAACUUGCAAGAUACAGUUUGUCCUUGGUGAUAUGACCCAGCCUAACCUCGGUUUAUCAUGUGCCAACCUAUCACGCCUUCAGAAUGAGGUCACCGCGGUGAUCAAUGCUGCUGGAGACAUCGCUUUGUCCCGAAAUCUCGCAGAAACAAUACCAAUCAAUUGCACUGCCCACUUAACGUUAACUGCUCUACUGGAUACCUUCCUUAAGUUGGAGCGCUUCCUCCAUGUAUCAACAACAUUUGUCACCAGCUUCCUCCCGGACGGGGUGGUCAAAGAGCAAGUCUAUGCGUUAUACGAAGAUCCAGUCCAGGAACUAGGGAAGAUUCUUGUUACAGGAGAGUCUUCUUAUACCAGACAAUUCGCAGCCCCCUAUGCAUUGGCUAAGCACCUGGCGGAAUGUUUGCUUGUGGGUGGAGACCAUAAAUUUCCCAUUCUGAUAGUGCGCCCGUGUCUCAUCUCCCCUGCUAUUGAGGAACCUUUCCCGUUAUACGGCAGUGAUGGUGCAAUACCGGUACACUCGUUUUUCCAGAUUCUCAUGGGCGACUCGGAGUAUGGACCCCUCAAGCUCGAGCCGAAACUACCCUCAAAUGUUGCCUGCAAUGAGAUCCCCGUUGAUCUUGUAGCGCGUACUUGUCUAGCCCAUCUCGCCGAAGGAACCACUGGUAUAGUCCAUGCCAGUGCCGAACUAUAUGUUCACUGGACAAUUGGGGAACUUCUGGAACGCAUGCGCCGCGACGCGCCCGAAGGAGCAGCUGAGCAAGUAAGAAAGGCCGGUAUCGACCAUGGAGAAGUCACGGCGCCGGAAUUCUUCAGCAUGAUCCAGCAAUUUGCACGCGAUUGGCAGAUUGAAUGCACGAGAUCUGCACACCUGAAACAAGUUUCGGGUCCUUUGGGACUUGAUAUUGGCGGUCAUGAUCCAGAGGGCUUUUUCAAACAACGCAUCGAGCGGUUGGCUAAAUCUCUGCUGGGAAAGCUGGAAAGUGCCAAUCUGACAGCCAACAAGAUGUAUCCCAACCUGUCUUCCAAUUUUUUGCACCGAGCUUAA
This is a messenger RNA of Penicillium paradoxum, 1242 nucleotides long. Its product is annotated as Male sterility NAD-binding. The record is from RefSeq and is a predicted model, not a curated record. Gene Ontology annotation, molecular function: alcohol-forming very long-chain fatty acyl-CoA reductase (NADP+) activity. Bases 1 to 1242 code for a protein of 413 amino acids. The transcript has a single exon. Gene Ontology annotation, cellular component: peroxisome. Lineage: Eukaryota; Fungi; Ascomycota; Eurotiomycetes; Eurotiales; Aspergillaceae. Gene Ontology annotation, biological process: long-chain fatty-acyl-CoA metabolic process.